Molecule: messenger RNA, 6168 nt
Organism: Micropterus salmoides (largemouth bass)
Lineage: Eukaryota; Metazoa; Chordata; Actinopteri; Centrarchiformes; Centrarchidae
Product: TBC1 domain family member 25-like
Exons: 7
Coding region: 152-2731 (859 amino acids)
Biological process (GO): activation of GTPase activity; regulation of autophagosome maturation
Cellular component (GO): autophagosome
Molecular function (GO): GTPase activator activity
Source: RefSeq, a predicted model, not a curated record
GCCACAUAUUCCAUACAGCCACCGCAGAAGAAGAACACAGACCGAGAGGAGCUCGGCAACUGCUACCCGAUCAUGUUAUCGAUCAGCAUGUCAGCGUAGCAGGAAAACAAAGCCCAGAGCAGCCGACCCGUCCGGACACGGAGUCUCUAAGAUGGCGGGCGAGGAAGAGAGGGCGGUGGUUCGAGUCCGGGUCAAGAAAUGUGACGGCGUGCUUCCUGCAGAGUUUCGCUCCUUCGCAGUUGAUCCUCAGAUAACAUCUCUGGAGGUCCUACAGCACAUACUGAUCAGAGCCUUCGAUCUGAACGGGAGGCGAAAUUUUGGGAUCAGCUACCUGUCUCGAGAUCGGGGUGGCGCUGAAAUGUACAUGUCUUUGGUGUCUGACUGGGAACUGGAUGCUGCAUUUGUCAGUGCAGCCAAACCGUAUCUGCAGCUGAAGAUGGACAUAAAACCUUCAGAGGACAGUCCCGUUAUGGAGGACUGGGAUAUCAUAAGCCCCAAAGACGUGAUUGGCUCUGAGCAGCUUCUCGCAGACAGGACCAGGUCUUUGGCUUCUGCAGCUCUUCCCUUCACCCAGUCUCUGCUGUCCCAGGUGGGCCGGACCCUGUCCAAAGUCCAGCAGGCCUUCAGUUGGUCGUACGGGGAGGAGAUCAAGCCUUUCAAGCCCCCUCUGAGUGACGCCGAGUUUCACAGUUACCUCAACGGACAGGGUCAGCUGACACGACCCGAGGAACUCAGACUGCGGAUCUACCAUGGUGGUGUGGAGCCUUCACUGCGCAAGGUCGUGUGGCGGUACCUCCUGAACGUCUACCCCGAUGGACUGAGUGGACAGGAAAGGAUGGACUACAUGAAGAGGAAGACGAGGGAGUAUGAUCAGCUGAAGAGCGAGUGGACGGCCAGGGUCAGCCACGAGGACCUCGAAUUUAUCCGUGGAAAUGUUCUUAAAGACGUCCUGAGGACGGACCGGGCUCAUCCGUACUACGCAGGCUCAGAAGACAGUCCACAUCUGACCGCCCUCACAGACCUGCUUACCACCUUCGCCAUCACACAUCCACAGAUAUCAUACUGUCAAGGCAUGAGUGAUAUUGCCUCCCCUAUACUUGCGGUAAUGGACAAUGAGGCACAUGCCUUCAUUUGCUUUUGUGGCAUCAUGAAACGCCUGGAGGGGAACUUCCGGCCAGAUGGGCAGCUCAUGUCCGUUAAGUUCCAGCAUCUGAAGCUGCUUCUGCAGUACUCGGAUCCUGAGUUCUACUCUUACCUGGUGUCCCGAGGGGCCGACGACCUCUUCUUCUGUUACCGCUGGCUGCUUCUGGAGCUCAAGCGGGAGUUUGCGUUUGACGAUGCUUUGAGAAUGUUGGAGGUCACUUGGAGCUCACUGCCUCCGGAUCCUCCUGAAACUGAAGUGGAGCUUCUGGGUCCAUCACUGGAAACCAACGAAACAAUGUCCUGCAGAGACGAGGAAAAGGACAAGCCGGUGGAGAAUUGCCUCGGAGAUGAUAAGGAACAGAAAGAGAAGCAGCGUAGGCGACAUAUGCUGAGGCCUUCGAGAGAGGAAGCAGAUGUGUGCAGGAAUGCUGUCGUAGAAGAAAAAGACCUCGCCGCCGGAAAGGGAAGCGAGGUCAGUGAAUGUGAUACUCCUCAAGUGACCACGGAAAAGGCCCCUCCGUUUGAGAGGCAAAUGAGUUUUGGAGAGUUUAAAUACUAUACUGCCCGGAGUGAAGACAGCUUUGAUAUGGAGGAUGCUGAGCAGCCACAGCGUUUGGUGGCUUCAAAAUCAGUAACAAGCAUCCCAACACGCCAGUCCACAGUUGACAGUGAGGAGGACCCAGGAGAGGGAACGCCUCUCAUAAAAAAUUGUGACAAUGGUUUCUCUCCAAUGUCAUCUCCUCCUCUUUUUCCCAGUGGCCUACCAAUGUGGAAAACUGGCCCUUCUCUCUCUCCCACAUCUUCAGUUUCACCCUCUAGCUGGCCAGGUGCUUCUCCAGACUCUCCUCCAAAACCCACAUCCCCGUCCAGAACCAGCGGAGGAGAGGUCUUUCCAAUGACUGUCCCAAAAGUAUUGACCUCCUCUGCCCACGUGCUCAGCAGUACAGGGAUUAACUCGCCCACGACCCCCACUUUAAAAACAUCUGUCGCAUCUCCCUCCCACACUCGGUCCCUACUCUCUUCACCCAUUUUGUCUUUUGGGAGAGGCCCCUCGCUGUCUGGAAGCAGGUCGUCCUUCAACAAUCUCCCCUCACCAGGCAACAAAUCCCCUAGCACCACAGCUAACACGCCCAGUUCUUCUAAAGCUGAGACUGCCAGCAUCAAACCGUGUUCGCUGCCGCCUCCUCAAGAGUUCGGCAAAGGCAACCCCUUCAUGCUGUUCCUGUGCCUGUCCAUCCUGCUGGAGCACCGGGACCACAUCAUCAAGAACAGCUUGGAUUAUAAUGAGCUGGCCAUGCACUUUGAUCGCCUUGUGCGGCGCCACAACCUGAGCAGGGUGCUGCAGCGAGCCAAGGCCUUAUUCGCAGACUACUUGCAGAGUGAAGUCUGGGACUCGGAAGAAGGGGACGAGGUUAGCUUGGACUCUCCAACAACAGCUACUCAACACUCCCCUUCUUCAACCAUCUCUGCCCGGCCCAUUUACAGCCCUUUGGCCUCGCCUCAGUCAUCAUCUCCAAACUCAACAUACAACCUCGCAACCACCAUUCCAUCCCCAACAGCUCAAGUCUCCCUUUCUCCCACCUCCUGACUCCAUCAUGCAUCAUUGGCCUCCCAUCGUCAGUGAACUCCUCAGUAGACUGUUUGUGGAUCGUUGGAGGUGUAGAACUUUUUUGGUCAGCCUUCCACGUUGAAUUGGGCAGUUAAUAGUCUCCUCAUUCUGUGUAUGCUUGAAUACAUAUAUUCCUUAUGUCUGUAGUCAUCGUAGUAUUUAACUUUGUCAUCAACCUUUCAAGUUAAGCUCUUUCUGUUGGCUGUCCUUGAAGAGAAGGUGAAAGUGCUUCAUUUCCCGUUGUGUCCUCUGAGGUUGUUGAUGCAUGAAAUGUUAAACCCUGUGGUUCAGGCGUUUCACAGUCAGACAGAUCAGCUGUCUUAGUUUUGCCAGAACCAACAAAAGUUUAGCCACUUGGUGCAUUUAGCCUGUGUUGCCCUCUUUAUGAACUUUGUUUACAAGCUCAUGUUAUGUCCAACAAGCCACAAAAGUGUCUUAAGUAAAGCACUCAAGGUUCAUAAAGGAUCUCUCAAAGAAACAAGACUUGUUAAUUAAGACAAAGUCAUCAGUUUGUCACAAAAUAACCUGAUGAUAACAUUUGGAAACGAGACACAGCCAGCAUACAUACUUUCCUUCCUAACCUUCCUGACCUAGCCUGUCACCAUUAACCUUAAGGGGUAAAUCAACAAUACAUAUACAUAGUGGAAAGAAAUGCUGCUGAGAGUGUGUUCAGACAUGAAUUUAAGCUGCAUAGAAAUAAGAUGGAAGAGUGCUUAAAGAUGGAUUCCUGUUCAUCCUUUAUGAAUCAACUAGAGGAAGACGUGCACUGAAAUAACAGAAAGAACUGGAGUUCCUGGUGAGCUCUGAAAUCAGUCCCACAAACACACCGUCGCUGUGUUUUACCUACAGCUAAAGUGCGCUUUGCCUUCUGUCUGAACAGACUUUAACGCUUGAUUACACCAGCAUUUAUAACAACAAGGUUUUUAGCUGAAAAUCAGAUCAUCUCAGAUGAAUCGCAGCGAUCAGAGGAUUAGCAGAGCUUUAGUGUAGAGUUGAUCCUUGGUGAACUCACAAAUUGGCACCAAUUCAGCCUGUCUUGACAGCACCGCCCUUUGAGGGAACAAGGAACCGGAGAGCCAAACGAGAGGAAGCUGUGUCUCGCCAUCCCAUUUAGUAUAACCUGCUCCAUCAGAGCGAUGCAGUGCGGUCCGCAGUCAGUCGCUGCCUUCGAUUAAGUGCGUUAGCUUAUUCCGCUGUGUUCUAGUUUGAUGGGGCGCCAAAGCUUGAAACCUGUCCUGACCUGUUUUGGCACUAAUGUUUUACAAUCUGCUUCGCUUUCUGUCUGAAGACACCUUGAGAAAAUGACCCUGAUGAUGUCAGAGUGAUGUCAUCAGGGCUAUCUCAGCUGCAGACUGCAAAUCAUAUAGCAGAAAGCCCUCGUCACAACAUGGGGGGUGCGGUGUUUGAAAGACUUGGGCAUUCACCAAGCAGGGAAGGUCUAAUGAAGAUACCCUAUUGAAUUACAUUAUGGGGAAUGGAGGAUCCAAUGUUUUUGGAGCUUCACCCAGUUAAUAACUUGACCAUUGCUGCUUUAAUCUGAACCCACAGUUCGUCAUUAAAUCAGUGGAGCAGAUCUUUAAUCCCACACAUUGAAGCUAUGUGGCCUAAUUUUUCCUUUUUCUCUUCCAAAGUGCUGCUGCAUGUGGACUUGUUGGCAUGGUAGGAUACCCUGAGGUGGAUCUAAACAGAACCAAGGUGCAGUACAUUAUAGGUUCCCUUCAGACCACUGAAGAUGUAUACUGUAGCCUAAAUGAAGGAAAGUGUCUUUUUAUUUAUUCUCCCAUCUCGUUGCCAUGAGCUUGAUGUUCUUGCCUUUUCUGCUUUCAGUAAAACUGUUUAAAGUUUAAAGUUGCUUAAAUGGCCUGCUUCUGUAAACGUGUUGUAAAGGGAAAGAGGCUCAGCCAAUCACAAGCGAGGACUGCUGAUACCUGAGGAAGUGAUGUUUUCUGUUCUUCACGAAAUCGCGUCUCAGAUGGGACAGUUGGUGCAGAGCAAUGGGACAAAGCAGCUGAUCAUCUUGAUCGACACCUUGUCAUCUGGCGUCACUCUAAAGGACACGUGGAUGCUGUUGAUCUGCACUCUGGUGAUACCCUGCAUGUGUUGGACUUCAACCACAGCGUACUGCAAUUAUUUAAUGCCGUGGUGGGUCGUUGUUGCUGUUUCCCAAAGACUGUAUUCUGAUUUCAAAGAAAUCAUCAACAUAUUUGUCUAAAUGAGUCUAAUCUGACGCAGGUAUCACACUUAGGCAGUCUUUUGCUUUGUGUGGUUGCUGCUGAGAGUCCUGGCUGUAUGAUCAAUAUCUUUCCUGCUGAUCCUUAGAAAGGCAUUAGAAAGUGAAUGUUCCAAAUGAAGCAGACAGGUCAUAAAAAUGUAUUUAAAUGUAAUGUGAUGUAAGGCAGACGUCAUGAAGAUUUAAUUUAACGACCAGUGGUCAUCGGCCAUCCAAAGGUUUGAUCCUGUGUUGAUCCAGAUAUGGAUCAGAUGCAUCUGAAGUCAGCAGCACUGUGCUCACAUGGAACCAUGAGGUUAGUUUGUUUUCAGGACUUGAAAAUGUUCAUCUGGUAGUGAUGAGGAUGAAAUGAAUGUAGAUGAAGCUCAUGGCUGCAGAGAGAGCGGAAGGUCUGUCAUUAAGAAAUCCUGAGAGAUUCACCUCCUGUCCCCCAUGACCCCACCUCCUCCAGCCCGUUGUUGGAAUUUCGGACCUUGGACUUGUGUGGGAACAUUUGGGGAAGUUGAUCUCACUGUUUGUUUGUUUCUCAUUAUUGUGUACCUUUAAGACGUUCUUGGUUUGGAGUGGCCUGUGUGCUGUACAUCCUCAGUAGUCUGUAAAGUAGAGCUACAACGAUUAAUUUUGAUUAUCGAUUAUUCGGUGUGAGUCUGAUUCCAGCUUCUUAAAUUUCCUGGUUUCUUUACUCCUGUGACAGUAAAGUAAACAUCUUUGAGGAUGUCUUCUCUGGCUUUGGGAAACACUGAUUGACAUUUUCUGCCACCUUUAUAGACUAAACAACUAAUCAAUUAAUUGAGAAAACAGUCGACAAUAAAAAUGAUGGUUACUUGCAGCCCUACUGCAAGCAGAACAGGAAGAGUGUGAUGGCUCCACCUCUUUGACGGGUGCUUCGGGUUUAAGCAGAAACUCCAGUGAUUCUCGUGUCUUUAGACCCUUGUUAUGCUUAUGAAUCUUACAUUUGGCUUUGCCUCCUUUUCUAUAUCAGUAUUUAAGAGCAUAUUGAAGACGAACUGAAGUGACUGGACUGGCCGUGAGCUAGCAAUAUGUGCAUUUGUAAAAAACCAAACAAAAAAAAAUAUUUGUUUAUCUUGUUAAAUUAUAUAUGUGCACAAAAGUUAAACUUUUUAAUCAUACAACACAGAACAAUGUUACUGAUUGUAUAUUGGACACAAAUAAAUAAUCAAUGCAA